AUGAAGACUAACUCAAAUAAGCGAGAUUGCCCUUCAGGUCAACUCAGCAAAAAGAAGUUUAUUGAAGUCUACUCUGGAUUCUUCCCAGAUGGUAAUGCGGAAGAAUUUUGUACUCACGUAUUCCGAACAUUCGAUAAAGACAACUCCGGGAAAAUUGACUUUAAGGAAUUCCUGUUGGCUAUUAAUAUCACUUCUGGUGGAAGGCCAAAGGAAAAGCUUGAGUGGGCCUACCAAAUGUAUGAUAUUGAUGGGAAUGGAACCAUCGAGCGAAGCGAGAUGGUUGAAAUCAUUCGAGCAAUUUAUUCCAUGCUGGGUGCGGAUGGAUCCUCGGCAGAACUGAGUCCUGAAGCUCGAACAGAGGAAAUAUUUGACAAAAUGGAUGAAAACCGAGACGGUGUCUUAACUCGAGAUGAAUUCAUGAACGGAUGUCUCUCCGACCAAUAUCUACUUUCCAUGCUACUUGCCGAUGAACCCGUAGAAUAA
Messenger RNA from Rodentolepis nana, 483 nucleotides. The record is from the annotation of a GenBank genome assembly. NCBI's taxonomy places the organism in Eukaryota, Metazoa, Platyhelminthes, Cestoda, Cyclophyllidea, Hymenolepididae.